AUGAACGAGUCGACGAUCAACAACAAGGCGGCCGCCCUUUGGAUCUACGACACCUUCGGCUCAAAAAAAAAAGCCUUGAAAUCCCUGCCUGGUGUUAAGGACGUCGUCGUGAACAUCGAGGCCGACGCCAAAGGCCGGUGGACCUUCGCACCGAGCGGUGCCGUGACCGAAGCCCACACGAUGGUCGCCACGACUUUGACGACCCGUUCCAACGCCUUCCCGAAGAAGGAGCGGCUCGUCAUUCUCUCGCAUCUCAAGGCAUUUACAAGCUUGGAAAUCCGACCCUUGGCCAUGGCAUUCACAAACCACACCAGACAAGCCGGCAAACGCAAGGAGACGGGCUUGCCGCCAUUCUCGCCGGGCCCACUCGCCAAGAAACCCAAGCUUGCACAUGCAGCUCAACAGUCCGAGAGCACCACGGCCCAAGAGGUCGUCGCACCGGCUUCGCCGACGACUUUUUUCGGCUUUGACACGCUGGCGCCGCUUGUCACGGCCCAAGAGGUCGUCGCACCGGCUUCGCUGACGACUUUUGUCGGCUUUGACACGCUGGCGCCGCUU
Molecule: messenger RNA, 558 nt
Organism: Saprolegnia parasitica CBS 223.65
Lineage: Eukaryota; Oomycota; Saprolegniomycetes; Saprolegniales; Saprolegniaceae
Exons: 4
Source: RefSeq, a predicted model, not a curated record